Ictalurus furcatus (blue catfish) is the source of this 2138-nucleotide messenger RNA. RefSeq names its product tubulin tyrosine ligase (gene ttl). Lineage: Eukaryota; Metazoa; Chordata; Actinopteri; Siluriformes; Ictaluridae. The transcript is spliced from 8 exons. Bases 610 to 1827 code for a protein of 405 amino acids. Gene Ontology annotation, biological process: protein modification process. The record is from RefSeq and is a predicted model, not a curated record.
UGUUUUUGUGGCUCAGACUUGGCAACCCGCUCUGCACAUCCUGACAGUUGAGAUGGGAUAAAGAAGUUCCGGUGAUUUCUACACAGUUAAACGGGAACAGCAAAUAUAUUCGACAAAUACCUGGAAGUUUCAAGUCUGGGAUUUUAUCUGACUUCAGAAAUCGCAUUUAUACUUAGUAUUGUAUCUCAAACUGGUGGACAAUCAGAGGAACCCUACAUGAGUGUUAGCUAGCGUGCUAGCUAUCCACCACAUUAGCUUUAAAUGCACAGCUAGGGCAGAGGAGAGGAGAGGAGUCGAGUAGAGUCACCGCACCCAGAGACAGCCAGGAUGCACCGCUGCUAAAAACAGUCAACCGGAGAGAGCGUUUAUUCACAAUAAAACCGGUUUAAUCAAGUCAGGCGUGUAGUUACUUUACUACAAGUGCAAAAAAAGUUUCUUGUUUCUCCAAAGAAGCCAUGAAACACCAGGGUCAGGAUACUUUGCGGGGAGACAGAUAACAUUAGCUAGUGUUUUAGCUAGCGCGCUAAGUGUCCCGUGUGUGUGUGUGUAACAGUGUAUAGGACACCGUUACUCUCAGUCUAGUGUGUGUGUGAGUGAUUGCAGGUAGUUAUGAGCAACCCUACACUCAUGUACACGUUUGUUUUAAGAGAUGACAACAGCAGCGUAUAUGCUGAAGUCUCCAGGAUCCUCAUCUCUACUGGAAAAUGGAAACGACUGAAAAAGGACAAUCCGAGGUUUAACUUGAUGCUUGGAGAGCGGAACCGCCUUCCCUUUGGGCGCCUAGGCCAUGAACCAGGACUGAUGCAGCUGGUCAACUAUUAUAGAGGAGCAGACAAGCUGUGUCGCAAAGCAUCUCUGGUCAAGUUAAUAAAGACUAGUCCAGAGCUGAAAGACUCCUGUAACUGGUUCCCUGAGUCAUACACUAUUUAUCCAACCAACUUCAACACGCCUGUGGCUCCUGCCACCAAUGGCAUCAGCCACCUGAAGAACAACCCAAAGACGGAUGAGCGUGAGGUCUUUCUUGCCUCCUAUAACACCAAAAAGGAAAACGGGGAGGGAACCGUGUGGAUCGCUAAAUCAUCUGCUGGAGCAAAAGGGGCUGGAAUCUUGAUAUCUCAGGAUGCAAACCAGUUGCUGGAGUUCAUUGAUAAUCAAGGACAAGUUCAUGUCAUUCAGAAGUAUCUGGAGCGACCCCUGCUGUUGGAACCGGGUCAUCGCAAAUUUGAUAUAAGGAGCUGGGUGCUCGUGGACCAUCAGUACAACAUCUACCUGUACCGUGAGGGAGUGCUGAGGACGUCCUCAGAGCCGUAUAACAGCUCAGACCUGCAGGACAUGACCAGCCACCUGACCAAUCACUGCAUCCAGAAGGAGCACUCGCAGAACUACGGCCGCUAUGAGGAGGGCAAUGAGAUGUUCUUCGACGAGUUCAGACACUACCUGCUGAACGUUCACGACGUUUCCAUGGAGACCUCCAUCUUACCUCAGAUCAAGCAGAUAAUAAGGAGCUGCCUUGUGUGUAUUGAACCAGCGAUCAGCACUAAGCACCUGUCCUACCAGAGCUUCCAGCUUUUCGGUUUCGACUUUAUGCUGGACGAGAGCUUUAAAGUGUGGCUGAUUGAGAUCAACGGAGCACCUGCGUGUGCACAGAAGCUCUACCCGGAGCUGUGCCAAGGCAUCGUGGACGUAGCCAUUUCCACCGUUUUCUCACUAAAUGCCGACGCCCUGUCCUCCCCACCGUUCUCCACUUCUCCUUCUCUCUCCUCCAGCUCCUGCUCUUCACCUAAACUCCGAGCACCACAACACUUUGGCCCAUUCAUCAAACUGUAAGCAAGAUACUUAAUGAAAAGGUCGUGUUCUGACCUCGUGCCUCUGAGAUCCACAGUAAAGCUGUAAACCCCUGAUUUGUGCUCAGCAUGUAAACCCAGCUGUCACCAGAAAAGGUCAUCUGGUCUUCUACUUUCACUCCUGAAUGUUUCCUAUAUUUAGCUUUAAAGGAAACCUAUUAAAUGUAUUUUAGUAAAUAGCAACACCAUACUGUGUUUAUGAUUUUUGUGUCCGUUUUCUAUUUUUGUAAUGUUUUGUGCAUGGUCUGUGUGAUGGCUAUGUUGGUCAUGUCAAAUAAAAUGAGUUGGGGUUUU